Molecule: messenger RNA, 1333 nt
Organism: Panicum hallii
Lineage: Eukaryota; Viridiplantae; Streptophyta; Magnoliopsida; Poales; Poaceae
Product: fibrous sheath CABYR-binding protein-like
Exons: 4
Coding region: 102-902 (266 amino acids)
Source: RefSeq, a predicted model, not a curated record
CCCCACCCCCCUUCCUCUUCCUCCCAUCGCUCUGCCCCCGCAGCCUCCCUCCCCACCUCCGCGCCGCGCCGCCCCCUAUCAAAUCGAAAUCCCUCUCCGCCAUGCCGAAGGGCGCCAAGAAGCGCGCCAAGCUCAAGAAGCAGCAGCAGCAGGGCCACCCCGACGAUGGCGGCAACAACACCAGCGCCAACAACGGCCACGGGAACGGCAGCGACGACAACAACGCCUCCAGCCGCCUCGACGGCGGCCACCACCUGCGGAUCCCACCCAAGGUUUCCCGCGUGGAUGCGAGCGAGGACUCGAUGGAGAGCUCCGAGGAGAUGGUGACGCCCAGGGCCGCCGCGUCGGAGGCGGACGAGGAGGAGAGGAAGGCCGCCGCGGACGAGGUGCCCGUGGAGCACGCCGUCGAGGCCGGGGAGGAGGUUAUGGUGGACGCGUUUCCGCCGGAAACAGCUGGGCAGGAACGCGAGGGCAAGGUGGAUGCGGCGGUGCAGGAACCGGAGGUAAAGGAUGUGGUGGUGGCCGAGGAAUCCGUGGUGCAGGAGCCAGAGGCACAUGAGGUGGAGGUACCAGAGGUGAAGAGGGAGGUGGCCAAGGUGCAUCCGGUGCAGGAACCUGAGCCAAAGGUUGAUGAAGUGGUGGUGCUCGAGGAGACGCCUCUGGUACAGGAACCAGAGGUGAAGGGUGAUGGUGCCAAUGUCGUGGUGCAGGAACCUGAAGCUAAGGGUGGAAAUGUGGUGGCCAAGGACUCCACUGAGGUGCCGCGGUCUCGGGAGGCUGUUGAUGUGCAUACUACAGAGGUGGCACGUGGACCUGUAGUAGCAGUGGCUGCUUCAAGUCAGAGGGCAACAUGGUGGAAUUGCUGUGGGCUUUUUGAUGUAUUUUCUGGUUCAGGGAGAUAGAUGAAGGGUUUGAACUUGGAAGUCGAGAAGACAGAAAAUACAUUGUUCGGUUCAAAGCUUAUGGUCAGUUGUAACUAGAUUUGGUUGAAUAGUCACAUGAAUGAUGAAGCAGAAGGAUUCCGAAUAACAUCGAGCUGAUGUUUCUACUUGCCCCCAUCCCUGCAUUUCCGCGUCUGUGCAAAGUUACACCCUCCUGGUUGUGGUUAAUAUUGUUGAUUCCCUGGGCAUACCGAGCUCCUCUUCCCCGCCUUGUCUAGUGUCGUCUAGGUCCUGGUCAUGUAGCAUAAGAGUUGGAGUAAAGAAAUUUUGUUGUUUCUGCUUUUAUACUUAUUUCCCUGGGGCAUCAUCCGCUAUGCCCCCUACCUCUCAUGGUUGUCACUUGUAAGGAGUAUAUUUGUUCAAACAAUUUGAGAUGUUCUUUGCGGAGCCCA